GCCGCUCAUCGAUUGCAUUCCGCAGUUGGACGACGGCAGCACACUCUGCUUCUCACUGACGCCGCCGGCCACGCCUCUCCCCCUCCGAGCGCCGCUCUGCUCGCCGCCGCCGUCGCCGCCUACGAGCUGCGGCUCCUGCCCCCACUGCGCGCUGCAGAGCUCGCGCGGACGGGUUCGGCGUGAUGGGGGACGACGGGGCGGAAGGGGAGGCGCCGCGCUGCGUCGGCUGCGGCCGGCGCGUGAGGACGCUCUUCGUGCAGUACUCCGCAGGCAACAUCCGUUUGAUGAAAUGCGAUGUCUGCAAGGCUGUCGCCGAUCCCUACAUCGAGUGUGAAUUCAUGAUUAUCUUGAUCGAUCUGAUUCUACACAAGACCAGGGCAUACCGACAUCUACUGUUCAAUAAGCUGCACAUUGGUUCAUCUAUUGACAAGGGAAUACUGUGCCAGUUCAUUCUGAUGCAUAUCGUUCUUGACGCUUUCAGAAUAUCAGUUUCAAAAAGCAACAAAGUUGAUGGGGAUUCUUCCAGGAGCACAUUGUCCACAAUUUGCAAUUGCAGCGAGGUUCUGGGUGAUGCAUUGUUAGGGAACAUCAUAUUUACGGCCAUGUUACUCCUGGGAGUACGAUAUAUCCUCAAAUUUUCUUUUGACAUUACAAGGUAUCGAGAGAUUCUGUUAGCCGUCAUCAUUUCAAGCUAUUUCAAGUUAUUUCUUCUGACAAUGAUGGUUUGGGAGUUCCCAUCAUCUGCUAUAUUCAUUGUCGAAACAUUUGUUCUCUCAUCAAAUGUUGUAGCCCUGAGAGUGGUGACGCGGUUCCCAAAGGCCCACUGUGUUGGUGUCUGCUUCAUGGCGCACGCGGCAAAGCACUUGACGGAACGGUGGCUCAUGUGGACACCAUGAACAUGAAUUCAUCAAGACUUGCCACCGCCUUACUCCAAGUGUUCGUGCAGCAUCGAUCUGGACCACGCCGGAACUGGAGAGCGGGGAGCUGUCCUGCUGGCCUCUGUACCGUGGCGCUGCAGGUUGAGCGGCGUCUCCGGUCAGCGUAUGCCUGAGCUAGUGAAGAGGCAGGCGGUCUGGGGAGAUGGGCUGUCCGUUUCGCCUACUUAUGGCCCAAGUAGGAGUAGGUACUUGCCCUGUUCGUUCACGCCCGGAAGUGCGUCAGCUGACAGGGCCUCUCUACCUUGUGACCACACGUGCAAAACGCACAGUCCAGUGUCUGUAUGUUUGUAUGUCUCGUUCUUUUUCAGUUUGGUUUUAUUUACAUCCGUUGUAGAAAAAAAAAAGAGCUUCCGGGUCGACGCACUUCCGUAGGAUUACUCUGCUUUUUCCAGGGACAAAAUUUGGUUUCCGGGUUUCCACGGUUACUUUCUUCA
This is a messenger RNA of Triticum dicoccoides, 1372 nucleotides long. RefSeq names its product protein ARV 2-like. The record is from RefSeq and is a predicted model, not a curated record. NCBI's taxonomy places the organism in Eukaryota, Viridiplantae, Streptophyta, Magnoliopsida, Poales, Poaceae. Gene Ontology annotation, cellular component: cortical endoplasmic reticulum; Golgi apparatus. The transcript is spliced from 11 exons. The coding region runs from base 183 to 896 and encodes 237 amino acids. Gene Ontology annotation, biological process: regulation of plasma membrane sterol distribution; intracellular sterol transport; sphingolipid metabolic process.